UGAGCCCAUAGGGUCACACACUUAAGGGAAAGAAGCCUGAUAAGGAUGAGAUCCGAAUUAGACUAGACUUAGGUGCACUAAUGGGCCUUUUCGGCCCAAAAGGGGGCGCCUAAGGUGGGACCCAAGGCAACCCAUCUAAGAGGCUAUAUAAACAGAGGGAAGAGGGCGCCUGAACCCUAGACCUUUUACUAUUCACGGUAAUGUUCACUUGAACAGUACCGACGUGAACAGUAGCCGCCCCUCCUUCGCGCCGAAGCCCUAGGUCGCCUUUGCGGAUCUAGCAAUCCGGAUCGCGACGCUUCUUCCCGUACGUGUGGAUACCUUGGAGGUGCUGCAUUUGCAGCACAAGGACGAACCGCACGUGAGGAGGUUCUCGCAACUGCACUGCCGGCUUCCAUCUGUUCGACUACAUCGAUGCGCGACAGAAGUUCUGCACCCGCGCGUCUAGUGGUAAUCCCGUGAUAUAUAACUGCAUUAAUCCUGGUUUAUGUGUUAGAAUAAUUUUGUUUUUGCUACCCCAUAUUCCUACACAUAGUUGGCAGCCCAAAUAGAGAGCCACCAAAUUGAGGGGGUGGGGGAGAAAUUUGGUAGGCAUACUAAAAUGACAGCCUAUUUUCAAGGUUUGCUGGAGAUCAAUUUUUUGCACCCACCGAGCAGCUCAGGCUACGUGGGUAAUUUUGAAUGUUUAGUGAAUCUGAGAAUGCACAAUUGCAAAUGUAAAUGAAAACUUGAGCAUUUCAUUGUUUCUUUUGCAGUAAAUGCUAGAGGAACAUCUUCACAUAGAAAGCAAAAGCAAAAAGGGGAUGAUUGGAUGAACCACUUGAUGAUGUGCUACACCAGGGAGAUAUUUAGAAGCAUUAGCAAUGAUAAAAUUAUACAACGUUUUGAAGAGAUGAAAACACGCCGAAUGUUGGUGCCUCGGAAUGCUCCUCGUGAAGAUCGUCAAUCCUCAUGAUUCAUGAAGAAUAACGAACGUCGUGCUUUAUCUAUUGCUUUGUUGCAUCGCCCGCGUCCAGCCGUGCGAUUUCCACAAGACCCUAAAACCCAUGCUAGUCCGACAAGCCGGAGACGACUCCAACCGCGAGCCCACACCAGUCCGGCGAUGCCUACACCGACGACACACGGUGAUAGAUCAAAGAUGGUGGGGCGCGGCGGAGGUAUGAUGCAGUCGUUGGAGGCCGUGCUGCGCAGAGUUACUGGGACAGGUGAGUCCUCCCAGACGGCUGGAGGGAGGACGAGGAGGAGGAGGGGUGAGGCAAGGUCGUCGGUGCCUCCACCAGCUGAGGACGCCGGCUGGUCAUGUACAACGAGGAGUGGCAGGAGGACGAGGGGGCCUCGCGCGAGGUCACCCUCGCCUGAGGAGGAGGAGGAGGAGGAGCCACCGCCGCAGCAGGAGGAGGACCAGGAGGAGGAGGACGGGCAGGAGCAGGAGCAGGAGCAGGAGGAGGAGAGGCCUCUAGUGAGGAGGACGACGACCAGGGAGACAUACCUACCGUCUGGAUGCGAGGCCCCGCUCGUCUCCCGAACCGACCUAUACCGCUCGAGCAACGGCCGAUUAUUCGGCCAGACAGUAAAAGGAACUUUGUAAUCGCCGUUCCAGGUAUUCACAAACGCAUCCCCAAUGGCAUUCUGGGCCUACUUUGCAAGGACCACUACCCUGGAUGCAUCGAGAUUGACGGACGUCUUCAGCCGGCGUCGGCUUGGGAGCACUACAUCCAAGCCAUUGAUAGACCGGACCGGGAAGGCAAGUGCUUUGCGAGCAAGGCAGAGCGGGUGUUGCAGGACUGUGGGAUUUCUACAGGUACGAGGAGGGAAUGAUGACCGUGGCGCGCGAGAUGGCAAACACGGCCUGUCACAAGCUGGUGGCGGAUAUGCUCUACGAGGCGCACAUCCAGGCGAACUGUGAUUACAAAUGUCGCAUCGAAAAAGUGAAGACCAACAAAGGGGUUGUGCGAAACCUCAGGCUGACUCGGGAAUAAUAUAUGAGGGUGAUUCCUUGGUGGUUAGCCGGGAAUGAAUAGUGCUAGGACAUGAUAAUCAACAGGUGGUAUGCGGAAGGUUGGGUGGAGAUGCACGAGUCUUGCCGGCAGCGGCGUUUGAUGAUGCCAGGUGCACCGCACCAUCAGGGCAACAGUCACCUACGACAUUACGCGGACAGAUGGUCGGCAUCACAUGGAGGCGAGCCUUGCCCCCCGAUCAAGGCGUGGGCUUUGGCCCACAUGGGGAAGGCGACAUCCGAUGUCACCUACAACCCUAAUGCCCCUCCAGAAGCGUACAACAAUGCGACCGUCCACAGCCGCCUAGAAGCGUACAACAAUGUGACCGUUCACAGCCGCCUCAGUGAAUACAACUCGAUGGCAACGGAGGUCCAUGGGCCGGAGUUCAAUCCAAGCACGGCGCCCAUUGAUGCAGAAAUCGUCAUGAGGGUGGGAGGAGGCAAGAAGCAUGGCAGGUACUGGAUUGGCAACAGCGUAAUCGACACGGCCAGUACUCCCACUCUCGCGCAGAUUCGAGCUUGGAGCACUAGCUCAAGCCCGGCCAUGCGCCCACGGCCAAGCACUACGGAGAUGCAGAUGGCCGAACUGAAGGCCCAAAUGCAAGCUGAGUUCCAAGCACAGCUCCAAACACAGCAGGAGGAGCAGGAGGCGAAGUGGCAGGCCGAGCGGGAGAUGAUGCAGCGACAGUUUCAGCAAGCACAGGAGGCCAAACGCCAGAAGCUGGAUAUGGCUCUUCAGUACAUGCAGACUCUGGGAUCGGCGAUGGGUCUUUCGCCGCCGCCGCCAUUCACUGCCUCUCCUUUUCCUUAUCGUGCAGCUACUCCUACGCCUCCUCAGUCGGCGGCGUCCAAUGAUGGGCCAGUCAAUCAAGACAUGUCACCUCAAGAGAACGCCGCAGCAGUGUGGAUGGCUUUCGCGCAGCGCUACUCGCAGCCUCCGCCGUGGUCGACGCCGCCGCCGUCUGCCGCGUGACUAGCAUGACCUUUGGACUGUAUGCAACUUUGCAUUUGGACUAGUGUAUGCACUAUAUGUUGUAUGGACUAGUGUAUCGACUAUAUGCAAUUUUGCAUUUGGACUUCUAUAUUGUAUCGACUGUUGUAUGGAGUUGUAUCAACUAUUGUAUGGAUUUGUAUUGACUAUUGUAUGGAUUUGAUUCGAGUAUUGUAUGGAUUCGUAUCGAAUAUUAUCGAGAUUUGUAUCGACGUAUAUAUGAACUGCAUAUGUCAUUGUAUAUUUGA
Molecule: messenger RNA, 3235 nt
Organism: Panicum virgatum (switchgrass)
Lineage: Eukaryota; Viridiplantae; Streptophyta; Magnoliopsida; Poales; Poaceae
Exons: 11
Coding region: 2031-2969 (312 amino acids)
Biological process (GO): transposition
Source: RefSeq, a predicted model, not a curated record